AUGGAGCAGUUCCACCACGGCCAGCACGUGCGGCUGCGGAGCCGCGAGCUCGGCACGUACCUGCACGCCGAGGAGGACGGGCGUGGCGUCUCCCUCCACCACCGCCGGGCGUCGAUGAACGCGGCCUGGGCGGUGCACGUGUACCAUCCCCCCCGCUCGCAGGUGCCGUACCUGCUCCUCCACAGCGCCGCCUACGGCCGGUACCUCGCCGCCACGGACGGGCCGGCGCCGGUAGCCCACCGUGGGUUCCGCGUCGAGCAGCGCAGCUACAACCAAGGUGAGGACGCAGUCUAUUGGACGGCCAAUCGGACGGAAUCCGGGGACUACGUCCUGCUCCAGCACUUCAACCUCGGCUACCUCCGCGCCAACGGGAGGUACCUCCGCUGGAACAAGGGCGCCAGCGUCGGCCAUGUCGACGGCGUCCACAACAUCAGCACGAUGAUGCACUGGGUCGUGGAGGCCAUCCCCGCCAGGCAGGUCAUGCCUCGCCUUCCACGUUUGACUGAGCUCCCCGCCGUCGUGCUGCCAACGCGGGAGAUCGUAUACGUGUGGCCGGACAACCACGGGGACCUCAUCACCGGCGGCAGGCACGUGUUCAGGGGGAGAUCCGUGUACCGCCUGAGGAAGGAGCUGGCCAGGCUGCUGAACAACGUCCAAGUCUUGGGCGUCGCCGACCUCGUCAUGUGCCUCCCCACACGUGAUGGCCGGCUUUUCCCACUCGUCGUCGACCUGCCCAGCGACCGCCAGAGGUUCCACGUCGUCGUCGUCGUCGCCGGGACGCCUCUUCACACGCGGAUGCGGUACGCGGAUGUCGAUGCAGAGUAG
Messenger RNA from Hordeum vulgare subsp. vulgare (domesticated barley), 825 nucleotides. RefSeq lists its product as uncharacterized. Lineage: Eukaryota; Viridiplantae; Streptophyta; Magnoliopsida; Poales; Poaceae. The record is from RefSeq and is a predicted model, not a curated record. Bases 1 to 825 code for a protein of 274 amino acids. The transcript has 3 exons.